CAUCUUGUGCCCUCUCGAUGAAUGAACGGCGUCGCGAAGGAGUGAGCCCAUCCGGUUUGGUUCGCCGCGUCGUCUCGCAGCGUGGUCCGCCAUGGAGCCCCGCUUCGCCUACUUUUUUCUCUCUCUCUGUCUGGGGGGCGUCCUGGCGGCACCAGAGCUGGUCAAUGAAGAAGUAAAGCGGACGGUGGACCUCGGGACGCACCUGGCGAAAGUGACUGCCGAACUGAACCUGGCCAAUCCUGCGGGGGGUUCUGGGUCCGCCACCACCUUCCUUCUGGCUUUGGACCCCGGCCUGGAGAGCCACCUGGCUUACCUGGGAGUGCAGGUGAAAGGUGAGGAAGAGGAGGAGAGUACUCUGGAGAUGAAAGAGACAAAGGUAAAAGGUAAAAGUGGCAAAUUCUUUACUGUGAAGUUGCCGUCUCCUCUGGCUCCAGGGGCAAAGAUCCGCUUGUCUAUUGAAACAGUUUUUACACAUGUCCUGCAGCCAUAUCCUACACACAUUACCCAGGCAGAGAAGCAAUUUGUGGUUUUUGAGGGAAAUCAUUACUUUUACUCUCCAUACCCAACCAAGACUCAAACUACUCGUGUAAAACUGGCCUCAAGAAAUGUUGAAAGCUACACGAAACUAGGCAAUCCGAGCCGAUCAGAGGACAUGAUUGAAUAUGGACCCUUCAGGGAUAUCCCACCAUAUAGUGAGGAUAUCCUGAAGGUGCACUAUGAAAACAACAGCCCUUUCCUGACUAUCACUAGCAUGACCCGUGUGAUUGAAGUUUCUCACUGGGGCAAUAUUGCAGUAGAAGAAACAGUUGAUCUGAAGCACACAGGAGCUGUGCUUAAGGGGCCUUUCUCCAGAUAUGACUACCAGAGGCAGCCAGACAGUGGAAUAUCUUCUGUGAAAUCAUUUAAGGUCUGUACUUUCAAGACUUGGUGUUAAAAGUAGCCCUCUUCUUUUGCUCCACUUCCUCUUAAGUGAUGAAAACAGUUCACCCUUCCCUUCCAGAAGUGGGCCAAGCUGUUGGGGAAGGGGAAAGUGAGGGAAA
Molecule: messenger RNA, 1040 nt
Organism: Varanus komodoensis (Komodo dragon)
Lineage: Eukaryota; Metazoa; Chordata; Lepidosauria; Squamata; Varanidae
Product: dolichyl-diphosphooligosaccharide--protein glycosyltransferase subunit 1-like
Exons: 4
Coding region: 92-934 (280 amino acids)
Cellular component (GO): membrane; oligosaccharyltransferase complex
Source: RefSeq, a predicted model, not a curated record